Lasiosphaeria miniovina is the source of this 1483-nucleotide messenger RNA. RefSeq lists its product as uncharacterized. Gene Ontology annotation, molecular function: acyltransferase activity, transferring groups other than amino-acyl groups. Lineage: Eukaryota; Fungi; Ascomycota; Sordariomycetes; Sordariales; Lasiosphaeriaceae. The record is from RefSeq and is a predicted model, not a curated record. Bases 206 to 1171 code for a protein of 321 amino acids. The transcript has 2 exons.
AACAGAUCUGGGAUGGCCUUUCCAAGGCAAAAAGGGCCACCGCAGAGCCGUCCCGCCAUUCCCCCAGGUCCCAGGUGGAUAGGGUCUGGCGACGAAAUUUGCCGGCUCGCAAAUUUCGCUCGACAGAUUCCCAGCCCUCCUCUUCUCUUUUUGGAGUCUGCGGUAUAGUAGCCAUUUUGUUCCUGUCUCUUUACUAGACCCUGUCAUGUUUGAGACUCUGGAACUCUUUAGCAGCGAUUUUGUCGUACAGGUACCCGGCACAGCAGCAACCCACAGAACCCCCAUAACCCCUCCCCGCCCACCUAAAAAAGCCUCGGCCAUGUCCACGUCGGUCAGGCUCGCCACGGCGUCGGACCUCGAGGCCAUGACGUGGGUGCUCGUCGGGGCGUCGCCGCUCGACCCCGUGUACCCGUACCGGUUCCCGGACCGGCACCUGUACGCAGCCGAGUUUGCCGAGCUGUGCAGGCAAAAGUGCCGCGAGUACCUAGCCACGAGCGCCGUCGUGGUCUGCGAGACAGCGCCGCCCCACUGCAACCCCUCCGACAAGCAGCAGCUGCGGCGCCUAGUCGCUUUUAGCGCAUGGGAUGUACCUGCAAGGCAUCGCUCCCGCAUGUUGCUGCCGUCCGCCGUCCGAGAGCCGCUCUCUCGGAGCUCCAACAACCCGGCGAUGCCCGUCACGUUCGGGCACAGGCGGCGCAUGGACGCGUUCCGCGAGGCGUGCGCGGCCAACAAGGUGGCCUUCUUCGACGGCCGCUACCCGCGCGGCCACGUGUUCCUCAAGAUCCUGCUCUGCCACCCAGACUACCAGCGCCGCGGCGCCGGCCGCGCGCUCACCGCCUGGGGCGUCGACCUCGCCCGCCACCUCGGCCUCACCACCACCGUCUUCGCCUCCCCCAUGGGCGCCCCACUGUACCGCAAGCUCGGCUUCCGCCAGAUCGGCAACUUCCGCGUCCAGCUUGACGGCGACGACGCCUUCCUCGAGAUCCCAGCCCUCAUCCUCAAGCCCCAGCCCCUGCCGGCGGAAAACGGCGCUGCUGAGAAGAGCUGCGAGGGGGGUGUCACUGCUUGCGGUGGGCUGCAGAUGGCGGCCAGGCACGAGACGUUUGAGCAGCCCGCGCAGCGAGAGGUGGGAGUGUUUGCAACGCCUACCGCAGCGAUGGCAUGUGUUUAAACUAGGUUUACCUGUGGGGGGUUCCUUUUCUCUAAACAACUGUGAUAUAUCCUGGAUGCGUAGUAUUUGGACGGAGGCUUAAUUUAUCAUAUAGCAUAAAGGAGCGCGUGUAAUUCGGAGAGCAGUAGUGUCAGUGGCUUGAUGAAUAAAGAUGAUCUACGGACGCAGCAUGGCAGUUUGAAUUGCUUACUGUUAUACCUCAGGGCUGACGUGUUGUCUUUUCUCAUAUCUUCAAAUGCUGGCUGCCAGGCUAGAGGAAAGUCGCCUAAUAGGUAGAUCAUCUAGCCCACAAACAUGACGUCUUCUUCCGGC